AUGGGGUCAGACGAGGAGGCGUUUGCUGCCGCCGGCAUAAGAGGUGAUGGCGACAAGGAGAUGUGUGAUGCUCACGACGCGGACGACGAUCAAGACAGCGCGAUGGAGGAUGAAGCCUUUAGCGACACCGUCGAGCAGCUUCAUGUCCCUUUCAGACUCAUGGAUCUGGCAGCGGAACUUAGGAACGAAGUAUACGACCAGGCUCUCCUCGAAAAGGAGACACCGAUUACCCUCCGUCAGAGCUCCAAAAAGGACAACAUCGCACAAGCUGGACCCGUGGGAUCCGACAUGGACGGCAUCCAAACCAUUGCGCCCAUGCCUGUGCCUAUUCCUGUGCAUAUGCCUACGCCUCUGCUCACGCCCGCGCCCGUGCCCGCGCCGGCAAUGAAUCUCACUGGCAACGCGCCGAACACCACUGGUGUAAUGCCCCCUCUAGCUGCUGCCAUGCACGGUCUUACCACCAUAGGCGACCUCGACCGCUUGUCCAGCCUGCCAUUCGUAGCCCUCCAUGCCACCAUCCGCAACAAAGCGAACGUCAACAUGCUGCUGGCAGACAAGCAGAUCAACGCAGAGUACGAAAGCCGUGCUGACCGGGCCAUGGAGCUCGUCCUUACCGAUCACCAAGACUUCACCUUUCAGGCAUUCCACAUACCGUCCUUCGUCGCGAAGAUCCAGAUCCUCGAAGUGAACCUCAUCCUCUUCUGUCACGCCUGUUUCAGGGCAACACAUACGACCGACAUCUCCUGCCACGGCGUCCUCGAGCUCGUCCGUCACUGCAAAUGGAUCGACGACCUGCGACAGCAGAUGCCCAAGCUCAAGAAGCUCUCCAUCUUUGCCCACAUCUGCUAUGAUUCCUUCAAAGUUGGCGGCAAGACGAGACCGCCGUGCGAGAAGCUCGUCACGAAGAGGAUGAAGGCCCUGCAGGGCCCAGGUGUCAUCCACCAUAUCAGAGUUUACUGCGCUGAGUUUGACCAGCACUCUGGGCGGAGUCUCGACGGGCCGAAGGAGCUGGUAUAUGAGUGGAAGGACGGAGAGGUGAUUAAGGUGAAGAAGGGGCCGGAGCCGAAGCCGGAGGAUGUGGCGUUGCCGAUGAGUCCGACUCUGGGGCCGGUUGAUGAGUAA
Molecule: messenger RNA, 1122 nt
Organism: Saxophila tyrrhenica
Lineage: Eukaryota; Fungi; Ascomycota; Dothideomycetes; Mycosphaerellales; Extremaceae
Exons: 1
Coding region: 1-1122 (373 amino acids)
Source: RefSeq, a predicted model, not a curated record